AUGUCACAUCAGACGCAUUUCCCACAUUUUGGUACUAAUGCUAUACAUGCUGGCCAAGAGCCCGAACAAUGGGACAUGAACCAGGUGAUUCCGCCGAUAUCACUCUCAACAACUUACAAACAAGCGUACCCCGGAAAGCCAAAAAAGCAUGAUUACUCACGAGCUGGUAAUCCAACACGAGAUGUCCUGGAAAAAUGCUUAGCUUCUUUGGAGGAUGGUGAAUACUGCCGAGUAUUUGCAACCGGCAUGGCUGCUUGCAUGGCAAUUGCAAAUCUUUUGAAAAGCGGUGAUCAUGUUGUCUGCUCAGAUGAUGUUUAUGGCGGUACCCAACGGUAUUUUCGAAAAAUCUCGAUCCCGCAUCAUGGCGUCGAUGUUACAUUUGCGGAUAUGACAGAUGCAAAAGUUUAUAUGAAAGCUUUGAAAAGCAACACAAAGAUAGUAUGGCUUGAAUCACCGUCAAAUCCGUUGAUGAAAGUUGUGGAUAUUGCAGCAACUGUCGCUGCUAUAAGAAGCUUUCGCACUGAUAUUGUCGUGGUAGUGGAUAAUACAUUUAUGUCACCGUAUUUCCAGGUUACUUUCUAUGAAACCUUUUGCUUUUAUUCUCUCCCUCCCCUCCUGCAAGACCGAACGCUAGGGCCACGAGCAGAAUAA
Messenger RNA from Gongylonema pulchrum, 651 nucleotides. Lineage: Eukaryota; Metazoa; Nematoda; Chromadorea; Rhabditida; Gongylonematidae. The record is from the annotation of a GenBank genome assembly.